Molecule: messenger RNA, 1041 nt
Organism: Lycium barbarum (goji berry)
Lineage: Eukaryota; Viridiplantae; Streptophyta; Magnoliopsida; Solanales; Solanaceae
Exons: 3
Coding region: 1-1041 (346 amino acids)
Molecular function (GO): zinc ion binding
Source: RefSeq, a predicted model, not a curated record
AUGAAGGAUUUAAUGGGUGAACCAUCGGAUUCUUACAAAAAAUUACCUGGGUACCUAUACAUCUUGGAUAAAACGUAUCCAGGUUCACAUAUAACAAUGCGAAAAUCCAACGAAAACGAGUUUCUGUAUCUGUUUAUAGCAUUAUAUGCAUUCAUCAAAGGGUUUGAUUGUUGUAGGCCAAUUGUUGUAGUUGACGGGAGCCACCUCAAAACAGCAUACAACGGAACGUUUGUUUCAGCAAGCACGUUAGACGGUGCAGGUAAUAUACUUCCUUUAGCAUAUGGUGUGACAGAUUCAGAAACUGACAGGUCUUGGACGUGGUUCUUUGAGCGAUUCAGAGAAGCGUAUGGUGUGAGAGAGAACAUGUGUAUUGUUUCCGAUAGGCAUGAAAGCAUAAACAAAGCUGUUUCUAGAAUCUAUCCAAAUGUGCUGCAUUAUGCUUGCAUAUGGAAUCUUUGGGGUAACGUAUGUAAGAAGUAUAAGAAGAGCCAUGAUGUGUUGAGUCCCGUGUUUUAUGCAAUGGCAAAAGUGUACACGCAGGAAGAUUUUGAUGAGCUUAUGGGCAAAGUUGAGAAGUCAGAUUUUCGGGUGGCAGAGUAUUUGGAAUUGGCUGGAAGAGAGAAGUGGGCUAGAGUGUAUACAACUGCUAACCGAGGGUGGACAAUGACUUCAAACAUAGCAGAGUGUAUUAAUCGUCAUCUUGUAGCAUCAAGAGAGCUUCCUAUAUUUGAUUUUCUAGAAGAAGCCGAACCAUCAAUCGAAUACUUGUACACGGUAUAUGAUGCAGGAAGGCGUUUCAUCGUUAACUUGGACAACAAAACGUGCAGUUGUCAGAUGUUUCAAAUAGACGAAAUUCCAUGCCUACAUGCAUGGGCUGUCAUUAAGAAGAAAAAUCUAAUGGCUGAUGAUUACUGUUCCGAAUUGUUCAAACCGGACACCGUGGUGAAGACGUAUGAUGUCGCCGUGGAUACUUUCCCUGACGAGCGGGAAUGGAAGAUUCCAACAUACAUAUCAGAGGAUGUUGUUUUGCCACCAACAUAA